AUGAGUAACAAAUUAUCAUUUUGCUUAAAAUGUAUAGUACUACUCAUAAAUAUAUUUCUAACCAAAAAUAAGAUAAUACAUAUAAAUAAAAUAAAAUUGUUUCCAUGUUUUAUAAAAAAUGUUUUGCCUCAUAGGCAAAAGGACUCUCCAGUUGUGCAGAGUAGACUUAUUCGAAAGCAUAAACAUGCUUCCUAUAUAUUGAAAAAGAAAGACAAUCCUUUAAAAUUAUCUAAGGAGGAAAAUAUAAGCAAAGAAAGUAGUACAUUAGACUAUUUAAGUAAAUUCUUAGAUAGCACAUUGAACAGAAAAUACGAAUAUAUGAAUAAUUCUCUAAAUACUAAUUUUACUAUAAAUAACUUGGUCAACUAUUUAGAGAGAAAUGGGAUAACAUUACAAAACAUUAAAUUUACUGAACAUAGUCGGAAAAGCUAUGCAUACACAAAAAAUAGAAUCUAUGAUUUUAUAGAAGAACAUAAGGUUCAAGUUAACGAAAAUUUUGAAAAACAAGUGAAAGGGGAGAAUAAUAAUAAAAGUAACAAAGAAAAUGGUAGUGAAAAGAUCAAAUAUAAACCUAAUGGUGAUAACUAUACUUAUACAAGUGACGAUGAUAAUAUAAUACUCUGCAUGAACGCAAAAAGAGAAAUUAAAAAAUCGGAAGUAAUAUGUAGCAUUCCUAAUUCAUACAUUAUUAAUUUUGAUCAUGUAAUAAACCAAAUUCAAAAUUUUGUAAAUUCUUUUUCUAAUUCUUAUAAUGUAAAUUAUAUAAAAUAUAUAUUUAAGAAUAACAUGGAAGAACAAGUAAAAGAAUUAGAUCCUCUUGCAAUUUUAAUGUAUGAUAUAUACACAAGACAUAUUAGUUUCCUUUCUUUUAUGAAAUCACCACAUAUUUAUUUAAAAUACUGGGAUAUCAAAUUAACAUUAAUAAUUACAUAUAUAUAUUUUAUUUCAAAAUAUGUAAACAUCCUACUUUAUGCUUAUAACUUUAAUAACACCUUUUUCCUCUUAUUGAAUAAAUAUUUUGAAGAAAUAGAAGAAAAAAGGGAUUUAUGUAAAAAUGAACUUCAUAUAAAGGAACAAACAAUGUUUCUUGAGAAAAAUAACAAUAUAUUACACAUAAAUGAUAAAGCAGAUAAAGCAUUUCCCUUAAACUUCCAUCAUAUGAAGGAAAUAAAUUCAAUGCUUCACGCAAACUCAUACGCUACACUUAAAAAUGAAAAAAGUUUUUUGUUUUAUAAAAAUUAUGAAUAUUAUAUCAAUUACAUUGUAAAUAAAAAAAUGUUAAGUCAUUUGCCCUUGUUCUUUUCCGAUUCUUCCUUUUUUCUCUUUAAUAAUACAAAUAUUAAAAAUAUUAUAUAUUUUAGAAGACAGAUGAUUCAUGAAAUAGUAAAUCUGUACAAAAACAAUGAAAAUAAUGAUUAUAAUUUUCUAUUUAUCCACUCAGAUAUUAUAGAUAGAAUUUUAUUUACAAAUAACAAAUAUUAUUCUCAAAUUGAACACUAUUUAAAAAACUGUAACACUUGUAGAAAAACUCAAAAUCUAUAUAUUUCAAAAUUGCAACAUGUCCACAUGGUUGAUCAGAAUGAAUUAUAUAAAUUCAUUUUACUUGGAUCAGAUUACUCUAACGUACAGAAACAGAAUUUAAAUCAUGAUCACAAAAAUUACUCUUACUAUAAGGAUACAUUUAAUCAAAUUGGGAUAAACAGUAACCCCAUAAGUGGCGAAGAAAAUUUCUCCAAUGGCAAAUGUAAUCACCUAAAUGACAACUUUGAACACAUCAUUAGAUCGGUUACUUACGAUUCUUCCCUAUUUAAAUCGUUUGAUGAACUUUUCAAUUACAACUUUUUGAUGCACAUAUAUUCAUAUGUUUCUUCCCAUGUUAUAAAAAUAAAAAGCGACAUAAUUUUAAUUGGAGAUAAGAAAAAAAAUGAAAUAAUAAAACAAGAGGACGAAGAAAAUGGGCAUUAUAACAACUUAAAAGAUAAUAUUUUAAACAGUAGCAUAAAAAUGACGAUCAGUGAUUAUAAAGUUGCUGAGCAGUUUAGUGUAAAGGAAUGUUCUAAAUAUGAUUUUAGCGAAUAUGAAAAAAAAGAAAAAGAAGAUGAAAACAGAUAUAUGUGUUUAAUACCUAUAAUAGAUAUUUGCAAUCAUAGGAAUCUUUUCACGAAUUCUAUUAUUAAGAAGGAAAUCAAGCAAAUUAGGAAAAAAAAAUUCUACCAAACACGUGGUUACAGAACUGAUGAGAACAGCAAAACGUAUCACAAUUAUGAUGGCAGUGUAUGUGUUAGCCAGACGAACAAUAUUUCGAUAAAAAAAAAGGAAGUAAAUGAAAUUUCAGAAGAGAGUGCAUAUGAAGACAAGCCAGAGGAAAAGACGUUUGAAGAGCACGAAAAAAAUACGAAUAAGAAUAAUGAUAAUAAUAAUAAUGAUAAUAAUAAUAAUAAUAACAGUAGUAACAGUAGCAGUAGUAACAGUAGCAGUAGUAACAGUAGCAGUAACAGCAGGUGUAACAGUGACACUAAUGAUAAUAACAGUGUGAAAGAUUCACCAACUGACAAUGUUUAUAAUGUCGAGUUAAUCAGCUCAGAAGAUAUAGGGGUUGAUGAAGAAAUUACAAUAAGCUACGGGAAGCUGAGUAAUGAUCUUUUACUACUGGAAUAUGGAUUUAUAGAAAAAAAAAGUACAAGAAUUUAUUUCCAUUUUGAUGUGAAAAUAAUAAGAGAGAUAAUUAUACAAAUAUUAGGGUUUGAUAAAUUACCUCUUAUAAUGCUAGAGAGUUUACCACAGGUUAAAGUAGAACUGUUUAAAUUAUUAAAUAUUAUUCCUCAUAAUGAUAAUGUAUAUGAGAGGUUUGAUAUUAAUAAUGCUGAGAACGCAAAAAUUACAAGAAAAAAAAAAGAAAUAUUAAAUGAUUAUGUACGCAAAAAUAAAUAUUUUAAUGAAUAUAAUAUAUUUACAAUGAAAGAACGUAUUAACAAAUUUUAUAUUGAUGAAAAACUUCACCAUUCUCAACAGAAAAAAUAUUUCUACAUAGGUACUGAUAACAUAAUAGAUCCCAUCCUAUUAGCUGUUAUCAGAAUUAUUAUUUAUGAUGAUUUAAAUCAUCUUUCCAAAAUUGAUAUAAAUGACUUAUUAAAAUGGGAACAAUACUUAUCAGUAAGCUCUGAAAUAAUCGUGCUACAUGUUUUAAUUAAAUUAAUUGAUGAAAUUAUUUAUGAACAAUUUUACGAUAUUAAUUAUGAAAAAGCAUUAAAAGAAGGCAUGCUUAAAUAUGCUGAUUUAAAAUUCUUACAAAAUAAAUUUUUGCAAGGAAAUUUAUUUAACUCAGACAAAUCCAUAAAUGUUUUUGAACACAAUAAUUUUAACAUUGUUUUAUACAAAAUUAUGAAACUUAAAGAACUGCAAAAUGCAAAAAUUAAGCUUACACAAAAAUAUAAACAUAUGAAAAAUCUUUUAAAAAAUUAA
Plasmodium malariae is the source of this 3462-nucleotide messenger RNA. Its product is annotated as conserved Plasmodium protein, unknown function. The record is from RefSeq and is a predicted model, not a curated record. The transcript has a single exon. Lineage: Eukaryota; Apicomplexa; Aconoidasida; Haemosporida; Plasmodiidae. The coding region runs from base 1 to 3462 and encodes 1153 amino acids.